Messenger RNA from Helobdella robusta, 906 nucleotides. RefSeq lists its product as hypothetical. The record is from RefSeq and is a predicted model, not a curated record. Lineage: Eukaryota; Metazoa; Annelida; Clitellata; Rhynchobdellida; Glossiphoniidae. Gene Ontology annotation, cellular component: extracellular region. The transcript has 6 exons. Gene Ontology annotation, molecular function: cytokine activity; frizzled binding. Gene Ontology annotation, biological process: multicellular organism development; cell fate commitment; neuron differentiation. The annotation marks the transcript as partial.
GGAUCGGUGUUGGGACUGUCGGAAUGCAGGCAGCAGUUUGAAGAGGAGAGGUGGAAUUGUCCCAUCAAAAAGCAACCAUUCAUCAUACCCGCCCCACAAAAACCAUCCAAUCAAUUGAUACCAAUCAUCAAACUAACCGUCCAAUCAGGAACGAAGGAGAUUGCUUUCAUCCACGCCAUCACGUCUGCCUCACUCGCUCACUCCAUCACUUCAUCAUGUAGCGCUGGCCUCCUUCUAGAAUGCUCUUGCGACAGGUCCCUGCAGUCGAUCGUGAGUACGGACAGCAGCUGGCGCUGGGGUGGCUGCAGCGAUAACGUCCAAUACGGCAUCAAGUAUUCGAAGAUCAUCACAGAUGGUGACGGAAAAAAGGCAGCUCUGAUGGAACGGGUUCGAUCGCUCGUUCAUCUGCAUAAUAAUGAUGUCGGAAGGAAGACCUUGCACUCCCUGAUGACCCACAAAUGUCGUUGCCAUGGUGUCUCGGGGUCGUGCGCGGUUCGAUCCUGUUGGAGGUCCCUGCCCAGCUUCCGGCAGGUGGGGGACCAAUUGAAAUUCAAGUACCUGGACAGCGUCGAAAUUUCUCCCUCUUUGCAAUUGGCUGAUAGCAACUCACAUCGCGACAAACGCAACAGCAUACCCCAACCCGCCUCUGACACCGACUUGAUCUUCCUCGAUAAAUCUCCCAACUACUGCCGGCCAGACCGCAAGAGAGGGGUCCAAGGAACUCGGGACCGAAACUGCCAACCCGAUACCGACAAACCGAACAAUUGUAAGCAUCUCUGCUGCGGGAGAGGGUAUCGAACCCGGGUGAUCGAGGUCGACGAAGCUUGUGAAUGCCAAUUUAUGUGGUGCUGUAGUAUUCAGUGCAAGAUUUGCAAGAAGGUUCAAGUUGUUCAUACGUGCCUGUGA